Molecule: messenger RNA, 579 nt
Organism: Cavenderia fasciculata
Lineage: Eukaryota; Evosea; Eumycetozoa; Acytosteliales; Cavenderiaceae
Gene: p17
Exons: 3
Coding region: 1-579 (192 amino acids)
Source: RefSeq, a predicted model, not a curated record
AUGAUGAUUAAACAACAAUUGAUUGCUGUAUUUUUAAUCCUUGCUGUUGUCUUUGCAGGCUCAGCUGAUGCUGCUACAUUCAAGCUCAACUCUAGAUCCUCUGCUAGAUUGAGUGUUACCUCUGCCAAGGAUUUCGGUGAAUUCUUGUUAGGUUUUAUUGAAGGUUUAGAAAUUUCAACAUCAUCACAUUCACGUGCAUGUAUUGCCGAUACUACUAGAUCAGUUAGUGAAUUUGUAUCAGCCUAUGAAGAAAUCUCAAAGGGUUUCUCUGAAAAGUCAGCUCAUACCCUUGGCGCCGGUUUCAAGGUGAUGGGUGAAGCUUUGCUCGAAGUACCAAUCUUGUGGCAAGAAUGUGAUAUCUCUGGUUUCAUCUCUGAAAUCAAGGGUCUCGCAAGCAAGCUCGAAGAAGGUGCUGGAGGUGUCUUGGAUGUCAUCAUCAAGGAAGCCAUCAACAUUUUCCAUCACGGUCACGAUUUGACCUCUGAUUUCCAUGGUGCCAUCGCCGACGAAAAGUCUCACAAUUGGUCUGGUUUCGGUGUCAACGUCGGUAAGAUUGUUGGAGUUCUUUUGAAGGAUUAA